UCUUUCACUAUGUAUGCCUGUUGUGUCCUCCAGCUCGACACAGGGCUGCUGUCCCGCUGGCUCCCUGAGGUCACCAGGAUGGCACACAAGUUCACCCACAUCUCCACUCUGCUGCAGUAUGUGUGAGACUUGGGAGGAUAUCCUCAUGCAGAUGGACCUUUGGCUCACUAAGUUCGUUCAGGAGAAGAACACCAGGACACAAGUCCAGGAUGAGUUUCUAGAGCUUCUACUAUGGGGACGAUCAAGCCCAGAACCACAGUUCUCUCCUCAUGAAUCAGCUGACCGUCAAGAGUGA
Molecule: messenger RNA, 295 nt
Organism: Salmo salar (Atlantic salmon)
Lineage: Eukaryota; Metazoa; Chordata; Actinopteri; Salmoniformes; Salmonidae
Source: RefSeq, a predicted model, not a curated record